AAGAAUUUGUUCUUAACUGACUUGUCUAGUUAAAUAAAAAAUCAAUCACACAUGUUUUACCAAUGUGUACCAACUAUUAAUUACACAAAAUAUCUGUAAAUGUAUAAUUCUUAGUGAAGCCUGCAAAACACAUAUAGCCGCAUAAAUCACUUUAGGUAUGCAUAUACAUUAUUCAUGUUAAGUGAAACAUAAAAUCUUCAUCAGUAGUCGAAUGUGCAGGUGUUGUGUGUGCAGGCCGUUAAAUGGAAAGCUAUGUCUUUAAGAGUUGAGUGAAAGGCGGAGCCAGAGUAUAUUCUUGUAGCGUGGUGGAGCUUAAAAGAACAUCACUCACAACAAUAGUAUUAUUGAGUAGUCUCUCAGAACAUAAAGAAUAGUUACUGUACCAAAUGCGUUGUCCUUUAUUUCUCCUCAGUACAAUAGCAGACUGAAGCUUGUAAAUUGGGCUAUACUAACGUCUACCGCAAAACACGGGAAGUAGAACUGUCGCCAGAAGAGGAUUCUUAACGUUUCUACGUAACAUCUGAGGAAAACUGCGAGGUUGUAAGGUCCAGGAGUAGCAGCCAGCUGGGCGAGCCGAGUGUUUCCUGGCUUUGAUGCGACCCGAUUGUGCCUGGAGCAUGUGCACAGCGGGCCUGACUGCCCAGGAGAUCUGUUUACCUGCAGACAGCCCCUUCCUGCGGACCAGUCACUGUCUCAGCAUGGCUGAAGCCAAGCCCUCAUGGAGCCACCGCCAUGAGCUGGACAAGUAAGUCCCCACCUUGUACUUCAGUAUGGAUCCAGCACCAACAGAAUACAACUUUCGAUUUCAGCAGCAGGUGCCACCAUCGCUCAAUUCUGAGAGACAGAAACAUAGCCCUGGUGCACAGUGGUUACCCCCAAAGAAAUCCCGUCCCACUCAUCUGUCCCUGUCAUCUAGCACUGAGCCCUCCACCCCUAGCCCUGCUGAGGAUGACCAGGUGGUCCCUUCCUUCCAGAGGUUGUCUGUGUACGAACACUGCAGUCCCCCCCACACACCUAGCCGGGGGGCCAAACCCCUGCCUCCUCUCCCUGGGCGGGCAGACCUUUCCCCUGACCAGGCCAUGGACAAUGAGGUGGAGUUCUUCACCAGUUCAGAUGACCGACGCUGCUUGGUGCCUGAGCAGUGUCACCCCAAACCCUCUGCCUUUCGCUACGGAGCCCCCAGCCGCAGGAGCUUCAGGGGCUGUGGGCAGAUUAACUAUGCCUACUUUGAGGGACCUGCGGGGCAGCAAAGACAACAGGAACAGAAGGAGCAGCAGCGGGUACAGGAGCAGCAGCGGGUACAGGAACAACAGCGGGUACAGGAGCAGCAGCGGGUACAGGAGCAACAGCGGGUACAGGAACAACAGCGGGUACAGGAACAACAGCGGGUACAGGAACAACAGCGGGUACAGGAACAACAGCGGCAACAGCACGAGCAGCAGGAACAGCAACAGAGGUUGGAGCAGGAGGUGCAGGAGCAAGCAGAGCAGCAGCCAGUGUGUCCCAGACAGCAGGACCGAGCCCAGAGGAAGCUGCGGCGCUCUCACUCUGGCCCUGCUGGCUCCUUCAACAAGCCCACGUCGCUGCGCCUGUCCUGUCACCACCGCCACACUCAGGGCAUGGACAAACCAAUGGUUCCCCCCCGCGUGCCCAUCCCCCCACGGCCCAUCAAGACUGCAGACUACCGCCGCUGGUCAGCCGAGGUGUCCUCUGGGGCAUAUAGUGACGAGGACAAGCCCCCCAAGGUGCCCCCCAGGGACCCUUUGUUGUCUCAAGGCAGCUCCCGUACCCCCAGCCCCAAGAGCCUCCCCUCGUACCUUAACGGUGUUAUGCCCCCCACACAGAGCUUUGCCCCAGACCCUAAGUACGUGAGCUGGGGUUUACAGAGGCAGAACAGUGAGGGGUCUCCAUGCAUCCUGCCUGUCAUGGAGAACGGCAGGAAGGCCAGCACCACACACUACUUCCUGCUCCCACAGAGGCCGGCCAACCUGGACAAACCUUACCCGGAGAAGAUACUCCAGGAUGUGGACUGCCAGGCAGGUCGCAGUAGGGGGGCUUCAGACCCAGAAUGGGAUUGUCAGACCAAGAGGAAAGUACAGGUGGAUAUAGUUUGACCCGGAGGAGACAAAUUAGGGAAGGACUCCAGUGGACACGCGCAAUCAACCACUGGGGACACAGUGCCUCAGGACGUUGAGGCCUUCAGACACUUACUGCUGCUUUAACACUGACGACUUCGGUAGUUUUUACCUUGCUAUUCUAAAAACAUGGGUAUUUGACGUACCAUUUACAGUUACUGGGACUUUAGGAACUGCAACCACAACAAAGAUGCAUGGUCUAAAUGUGUUCUCUAACUAUUGAGUGUGUGGGUAAUAUGUAACAAUAUUUAGUUCUCUUUUUUUAUAUGAUUGCAUAUUUUAGUACAUUGAGUAUAUGUAAAUGUUUUUCUGAUAGUGGUGCAGUUAGCGUAUAAGCUGCCUCAAGUUCUCAGUGGUGUGUGUGUCACAUGUAUAGGAUGUUUUGUGAGUUGUAUGUUGUGUUUUUGAUAUUGCUUUUGUGUCUCAGAACUUGGGGACAAAGGGUCAGUAAAGCAAUCAUCAAUCUCCAAUUGCAUAUAUGAAGUCUAAAGAAGAGGCCAAUGUAUUGAACCACUUUUAUGAAGGAUUCUCCACCCACAUCCCCGUUCUAACUCCUAUUAUGUAUAAGCAUGAAUAUAGGAAUGCACAUAUGUUUCCUGCCUUGUUGAUAUUUCAGUCUUACUCAGGCCACUAUGUUUAUGAAUGGAAGUGUAUUUCUGUGUUUCCCUCACUGGAUGUACACUCUGUACCUGUGGGAGAGUGGAAUAAUGGUAUGCCUGUCUCCAGUGGAAUGUCUAGUGCAGUUUGUACUUUGUGUUAGGCGUGUGUGUGCGUGGUGCAACUGUGUUCGUGUUUUCCCUGCUGAUUUUGUGACUUUUCUACCAUAUCGUAGAAAACUAGGUUAACAAUAUUUGUUACUGUUCUCUUCCUGUUUUCAACACUGCUGCCAAAUACAUGGUCGUAAAGAGAAUCCUCCCUAACCCUUAUGCUACUUUCAGUGUCCAGGUCAUUUUGUGUUGCACAAAAAUGUGCCUGUUGAACAUAUGUGAAUGUAUGAUUUUCGUACAGUUUGGGCAGCUCAGUAGCUGGUCAAGCUGGGAGUCAUUGUCUGUCACUAAUUGUCUUCAAUACUACCUCCCAAUGACAAUACAAAUCAAUAUAUACUCAAAAACCUUGUGGAACGUAAUCCUAAAAUAAUUUGAAUUAACCUCUAAAUUAAAACUGAAACAGUGCCAAAUAUUUCUCAAAUGCCCUCAGUGAAAAUAUGAAAUAUGAUUAAAAUAUAUACCACUACUUCACUUACCAUAGUCCAUUUACCAUAUUUCAGAAUUAUAAACCGAAUGACCGGACCUUUUAUUUGACAUUAUUUCCACUACACCAAGUGAUCGUGGAUCCCAGAGACGUUGGGCUCACCUGAUAACAUAGACAUAUUAUGCUUGACUGUGUGGGGCUUACCUACAUGAAACGGACUUUCCUGUUCUGCUAAUGCAUUCCUGCCUGACAUGAUUGCAGUGGGUGUGGUCCAGAGACUUUGGCUGCUGGCGGCCAGGAAAUGAUAUGGAUUUUAUUGUAAUAGAUUAUUCAAGAAUCAUAAUGAUGACAUAGUGAAUUUAGCAAGUGUGUCGAAGUAACCCUGGAUAUAAAUCAUGGUGGUCGAAUUGGAUAUCAGAUUAGCUCUACAGUCAAAUGGUCACUUAAGUACAUUUUCUCUCAAAGGGAAAACAAACCUAGUAGAGGCCGUGUCGUUUUAUAUUUAAUGUAUAAUACAUUGUUUACAUUGUACACUGAUAGGUUAUUUAAUCUUAACCUAUUCCCAUGUCUUAUCGCAAACAAUGAAAUCAAAUGAAGACUAGUUCAUCGAGAAUAAUUGACAUUAUCUGCUGUGGUGAAACAAAUGCACUGGGAGUAAAGAACAUGAUGCUGUGUUUAUUUAACAUAAAUACACUAGUCAUUAUGAAUAUUUGAUCAAUGUAUCAGUCUUUUAAAGGGAAAAAUAAAAUGACUUAUUUAUGAA
Molecule: messenger RNA, 4089 nt
Organism: Oncorhynchus kisutch (coho salmon)
Lineage: Eukaryota; Metazoa; Chordata; Actinopteri; Salmoniformes; Salmonidae
Product: ERBB receptor feedback inhibitor 1-like
Exons: 4
Coding region: 771-2114 (447 amino acids)
Biological process (GO): negative regulation of epidermal growth factor receptor signaling pathway; regulation of keratinocyte differentiation
Source: RefSeq, a predicted model, not a curated record